GUCAUUUAUUAGUUAACGAUGAUUCCAAUAUUAUUGAUUUUUUUGCUACUUGCUGACUGUUCUAAGAGUUCUAAAUUUUGUCAUCCAGAUCUAUGUGAAGACGGUGAAGAACAUUUGCUUUGUAAGGAUAAUGGGAAAUACAACUAUGACACGUGCCCACCGAAAGCUACUCGACUAGUGACCAUGUCAAAGGAAUAUAUUAAUAAGAUCCUUCAUCUUCAUAAUUUUUUUCGCAAUUUGGUUGCAUUGGGCAAAGUAGGUAAAAUGCCCAAGGCUGCACGCAUGUCCUUGCUACAAUGGGAUACAGAUUUGGCCAAUGUGGCCGAAGUGGCUGUGCGUCAGUGUCAAUUUGAAUCUCUGAAAUGUGCCUCAACAAUUAAUUAUCCAUCAACAGGACAAAAUGAAGCAAUCAAAAUGUAUUUCUGUGUGACACCUACUUUUGAUAUAAUAGAGGAUCAUAUUACUUUUUGGUUAGCUCAUUCAGAUUUAACAUCGGCUGAAGACCUAAUUGAACCAAAUUUUUCCGAUAAAAAUACUUCAUAUUUCCUGCAAGCAGUAAGGGAUCGUGCUGAUCGCAUUGGAUGUGCCGCAAUACGUUAUAUAAUACCAAAUUUAGUUUAUUUAUUAUUUAGAUGUGUCUAUAGUUGUGGAAUUUCAAUGUGCUCAAUGCAUAAUCCUGUUUAUGAAAUUGCUCAAAAGACUUCCGGGCAAAAUUGUCGCACAGGCAUGAGUCCGGAAUAUCCAUAUUUAUGUUCAAAUAGGGAGAUUAUGAAAAAAUGCAGUGAUAGGGAUCCAAUUCAAAAACCAAUUGAGCCACCAAGUUCACAAGAACAUGCUGCACACAAUGAUGAGGAUCCCGAUGAUACUGAAAAGCCCAUAUGGGCGCCACAUUUUUCAUCUGAAGAACAAACCGAACCUCCUUUCAGCGAAAAUGUAACAGAACUAGGAAAAAAUUUCAAAAACCUUACAUUAUACAAAUGAUCUAAGAACAUAGUUAUUAAAGAAAAGUCUUGCUUUAA
Molecule: messenger RNA, 1019 nt
Organism: Drosophila willistoni
Lineage: Eukaryota; Metazoa; Arthropoda; Insecta; Diptera; Drosophilidae
Product: antigen 5 like allergen Cul n 1
Exons: 3
Coding region: 19-981 (320 amino acids)
Source: RefSeq, a predicted model, not a curated record